This is a messenger RNA of Dama dama (fallow deer), 2277 nucleotides long. RefSeq names its product collagen alpha-1(I) chain-like. The coding region runs from base 1 to 2277 and encodes 758 amino acids. The record is from RefSeq and is a predicted model, not a curated record. NCBI's taxonomy places the organism in Eukaryota, Metazoa, Chordata, Mammalia, Artiodactyla, Cervidae. The transcript has 3 exons.
AUGGCGGUCAGAGCAGCACUUACCCCGGGUUUGGGUGAGGACUUCAGCAGGCUCCGCAGGCUUCUCCUGCGUCUUGGCCUGGGGAAACUAAAGGAGGUGGCGUUCCAGGUGGAGGGACUCACGAGCAGGCCUGCAGUGGGUGCCCUGGAGGCGGACGGUCAGAGCCCGCCUCCAGCCUCCCCCGUGGGAGGGCCUGGGGGGCCGGGGGGAGACGCACCGGCCGCCUGGGGACAGCGCCUCACCGCGGCCGCCCACGGCGCUCCGGGGACGGCGCCUCACCGCGGCCGCCCACGGCGCUCCGGGGACGGCGCCUCACCGCGGCCGCCCACGGCGCUCCGCUCCGGGGACGGCGCCUCACCGCGGCCGCCCACGGCGCUCCGGGGACGGCGCCUCACCGCGGCCGCCCACGGCGCUCCGGGGACGGCGCCUCACCGCGGCCGCCCACGGCGCUCCGGGGACGGCGCCUCACCGCGGCCGCCCACGGCGCUCCGCUCCGGGGACGGCGCCUCACCGCGGCCGCCCACGGCGCUCCGCUCCGGGGACGGCGCCUCACCGCGGCCGCCCACGGCGCUCCGCUCCGGGGACGGCGCCUCACCGCGGCCGCCCACGGCGCUCCGGGGACGGCGCCUCACCGCGGCCGCCCACGGCGCUCCGGGGACGGCGCCUCACCGCGGCCGCCCACGGCGCUCCGGGGACGGCGCCUCACCGCGGCCGCUCACGGCGCUCCGGGGACGGCGCCUCACCGCGGCCGCCCACGGCGCUCCGCUCCGGGGACGGCGCCUCACCGCGGCCGCCCACGGCGCUCCGGGGACGGCGCCUCACCGCGGCCGCCCACGGCGCUCCGGGGACGGCGCCUCACCGCGGCCGCUCACGGCGCUCCGGGGACGGCGCCUCACCGCGGCCGCCCACGGCGCUCCGCUCCGGGGACGGCGCCUCACCGCGGCCGCCCACGGCGCUCCGCUCCGGGGACGGCGCCUCACCGCGGCCGCCCACGGCGCUCCGGGGACGGCGCCUCACCGCGGCCGCCCACGGCGCUCCGGGGACGGCGCCUCACCGCGGCCGCCCACGGCGCUCCGCUCCGGGGACGGCGCCUCACCGCGGCCGCCCACGGCGCUCCGCUCCGGGGACGGCGCCUCACCGCGGCCGCCCACGGCGCUCCGGGGACGGCGCCUCACCGCGGCCGCCCACGGCGCUCCGGGGACGGCGCCUCACCGCGGCCGCCCACGGCGCUCCGGGGACGGCGCCUCACCGCGGCCGCCCACGGCGCUCCGCUCCGGGGACGGCGCCUCACCGCGGCCGCCCACGGCGCUCCGCUCCGGGGACGGCGCCUCACCGCGGCCGCCCACGGCGCUCCGCUCCGGGGACGGCGCCUCACCGCGGCCGCCCACGGCGCUCCGCUCCGGGGACGGCGCCUCACCGCGGCCGCCCACGGCGCUCCGGGGACGGCGCCUCACCGCGGCCGCCCACGGCGCUCCGGGGACGGCGCCUCACCGCGGCCGCUCACGGCGCUCCGGGGACGGCGCCUCACCGCGGCCGCCCACGGCGCUCCGCUCCGGGGACGGCGCCUCACCGCGGCCGCCCACGGCGCUCCGCUCCGGGGACGGCGCCUCACCGCGGCCGCCCACGGCGCUCCGGGGACGGCGCCUCACCGCGGCCGCCCACGGCGCUCCGGGGACGGCGCCUCACCGCGGCCGCUCACGGCGCUCCGGGGACGGCGCCUCACCGCGGCCGCCCACGGCGCUCCGCUCCGGGGACGGCGCCUCACCGCGGCCGCUCACGGCGCUCCGGGGACGGCGCCUCACCGCGGCCGCCCACGGCGCUCCGCUCCGGGGACGGCGCCUCACCGCGGCCGCCCACGGCGCUCCGCUCCGGGGACGGCGCCUCACCGCGGCCGCCCACGGCGCUCCGGGGACGGCGCCUCACCGCGGCCGCCCACGGCGCUCCGGGGACGGCGCCUCACCGCGGCCGCUCACGGCGCUCCGGGGACGGCGCCUCACCGCGGCCGCCCACGGCGCUCCGCUCCGGGGACAGCGCCUCACCGCGGCCGCUCACGGCGCUCCGGGGACGGCGCCUCACCGCGGCCGCCCACGGCGCUCCGCUCCGGGGACGGCGCCUCACCGCGGCCGCCCACGGCGCUCCGGGGACGGCGCCUCACCGCGGCCGCUCACGGCGCUCUCCCCGGGAGCGUUGCGCACAGACGCUGCUUGGUUUCCAGGUCCUCCGAGGUGCAAGUCUCUCCCUGCUCCAUUCAGGACGAACCGAAGGCUGAGACGCUAA